Alternaria arborescens is the source of this 960-nucleotide messenger RNA. RefSeq lists its product as hypothetical. The record is from RefSeq and is a predicted model, not a curated record. The coding region runs from base 1 to 960 and encodes 319 amino acids. Lineage: Eukaryota; Fungi; Ascomycota; Dothideomycetes; Pleosporales; Pleosporaceae. The transcript is spliced from 4 exons.
AUGGUAUUCGCGCUCCUGUUCACUGUCGCCUAUCUUGUCGCCAUUUUCAUUUUGCGCGAUAACGGUAUGGGCUUCAGUGGUGAGGUUCUGGAGCUCCAGCAGAUGUUGAACCAAAUUCAAGUGACACUUGCGAUAGAGAUAGUCUACUAUCUCAUCAUCAAUGCCAUCAAAAUCUCGAUUUUGUUCUUCUACUUACGCAUCGCCGUCGAGAAAAGAUUCGAGUACCUUUGCAAAGGUACAAUCUACUUCCUAGUCACCUUCGGUGUCGUCUGCGUAAUUGUAUGUCUGGCACAAUGUGUUCCACUACAUAAGAUGUGGGACUUGGCCGGGCAGGUUUCAGGCCAAUGUAUCAACACGACAGCGUUCUUCUACACAACGAGCGCUGUAAAUAUCAUUGCCGAUAUCUGGAUUCUGCUUCUUCCUAUAAGUACACUGCUCAAAGUCCAGCGCCCGAGACGAGAGAAGUUCGCCCUUGUGAUCAUCUUCAGUCUCGGUGCAUUCAGCUGCAUUGCAUCGAUCGUACGCCUGUACUCAGUUGGUGUUUACACGGAAUCUAAGGAUCCUUUCUUCGACAGCGUUCCCAUCAACGUAUGGAGCAUGGUCGAAAUCAACGUGGGCAUCCUCUGUGCCUCUAUUCCCGCCACCAAAGCCCUCUUCAGCAAAGCGCAGAGACAUCGUACGCAUAAUGGCUCGUAUCAGUACCAUAGUCGUGAACGCAGCAUCAUGAAAAGCUAUGGCCAUGGUAGCGGGAAAAGCAAUAGCAACAACGGACAGGAGGGAACUGCUGGAGGCCCCACCGGGGCCGUUAUCCAGAAUGAGUCGUAUGAGCUGAAGGAUGUGGAAAGUGGGGAUCACCAACCGUUUGACGCGAGAAAGCAAAAUGGUGGCGGUGGGGCAUGGCGCGUUCCUGACUCGGAUGUGGACGAACAGCGCCUUGUAUGGCCCGAAAGCAGAGUUUAA